Messenger RNA from Uloborus diversus, 840 nucleotides. RefSeq names its product 39S ribosomal protein L10, mitochondrial-like (gene mRpL10). Gene Ontology annotation, biological process: translation. The coding region runs from base 83 to 799 and encodes 238 amino acids. Gene Ontology annotation, cellular component: mitochondrial large ribosomal subunit. Lineage: Eukaryota; Metazoa; Arthropoda; Arachnida; Araneae; Uloboridae. The record is from RefSeq and is a predicted model, not a curated record. The transcript is spliced from 4 exons. Gene Ontology annotation, molecular function: structural constituent of ribosome.
GUACAAGUUUGUAAACAAAAAAGGAAAAAAAAAAAAAAAAAAGAAGGGAAAUUAUAUAUUAAUAUAUUUAUAUUUUGUAGCUAUGAGCUCAAUUUUGGCUCAAUUCAAGGAAUGUGGAUUAAGAAGAAUAGGACUGAUACUGACUAGUCGUAGUAUAACUUUUCGGACUAGAAAUCCAGGGGAUCCUCAUUUUGAUCGCAAACGAAUGAUAGAAGUUUGCAAGCCAAUGUUUAUCCCUGAUAAAAGGCAUGAGUUGGAAACAUGUGCGUCUGCGGUUCUUGUAUCUGAAAAUGCGGUCCAUCCUUAUCACAGAAUAUUGUGUAAUGAACUGAAAAUGAGUUGGGAGGCUUCACCUGUUAGAAUGAUUUUCCACUUGAAUUCAGCAAAAGAAAAAUACAAGAAAGAAGUUCGAAAUAUGUUCUUCAAAAAGGAUCUCUUUCUUCACAUUUAUCCGAACGAAGUUCUAAAACUAGCAUUCACCAAGACUCCAUUUGAAUCUGUGUUGCAUCUGUUUGAAUCAAGUAGUUGCUUAGUCUUUGGUUCAAAACUUUCACAGCUUAGCGAUGUUUUGAAGUUGAGUAAAAAGACACAAUAUGUGUUUUUAUUGGGAGGCAUUAUAGAAGAUGCAUUUUAUAGUCAAGAACAACUUCAAAAAAUCAGUCGACUGGACAGAGAAAAAAGUCAUCAAGAAUUGGCUCGUAAUCUUGAGUGCAUAGCAUCUAGCACAUGUGGUUCUUUGAGUCAUCAUACAAAUGUUUUGUCUAGAUACUUAACAGAACUGUCAAAUGAAAAGUCAUGAUAUGCUUCAAAUAAAAAUCACUAAAAUGUAAAUUUGAUAUU